This is a messenger RNA of Styela clava, 4917 nucleotides long. The record is from RefSeq and is a predicted model, not a curated record. NCBI's taxonomy places the organism in Eukaryota, Metazoa, Chordata, Ascidiacea, Stolidobranchia, Styelidae.
UUUACUUUCUUCAAUAAAUCUUAUUCCAAACUUAUGUCAUGGCGGGAGUUGCAUGGAAAAUCCAAGGGGAAGAAAAAAAAAAGUUUGAAAGCAUAUUUGACAGUCUUGGACCUGUUGGUGGAAAACUCGGUGGUGAUAAAGUAAAACCUGUUCUAGUAAAUUCCAAACUCCCAAAUGACAUUUUAGGACAAGUAUGGGAACUUUCAGAUAUCGAUAAAGAUGGGUGUUUGGACAGAGAUGAAUUUUGUGUUGCUAUGCAUUUAGUGUACAAAGCACUAGAACAUGAACCAGUACCUUCCAUUUUACCACAAGAAAUUGUACCACCAUCCAAAAGAAAGCCGCUAUUGGUAGGGGCAGUAGCUGUCUUGCCACCAUUAAUAUCUUCAGCAAAUGCUAAAACCGAAUUACCUAGUACGAACAUAGGAUUGCUACAACCCGCUGUCACAUCUACAAAUUCUAUCCUGAAUCCAGUGGGUGUUAGCACUCCAGUUUCAACGCCACAAUCCAAUUUGUAUAUUAAAGGUGUUGUUCCAGAUAUUGAAUACACAAGAUUUUUUGGAAUAUUUUCUCAAAAAGCAGGAGCUGAUUCUUAUAUUGCUGGAUCCGAAGCGAGGGACAUUUUUGUACAAAGUGGUCUCCCUCAUCAAGUACUCGCUCAAGUUUGGAACUUAUGCGAUCAGCAGCAGCUUGGUAAAUUAACGCAGGAUCAGUUUAUUCUGGCGAUGCAUUUUAUAAGUCAAAAAGUAAAAGGAAUAGAGGUGCCCACACAGCUACCUCCAGAAGUUUAUGCGUCAAAGACGAGAGAUUCUGGAUUUGGUGACUCUGGGAGUCUAUCUGAUGGUAGUAGUGGAGUUGGUGAUUUUUCCGCAUUGAGAGAAUUGGACACGCUAAAUCGUGAAAUUGAAGAAUUGAGACGUGAAAAGGAGACUUUAACUGGGGAGAUCCGAGAAAAAGAACUCGUGGUGCGACAACGAAGCAAUGAAGUCCAAGAUCUUCAAAAUACUCUCGACAGAGCGAGUACAUCUUUAUCUCAACUUGAGUCUGAUAAAGCGGAAGCUCAUACUCGGAUAGAUGAAUUGGAUCAACAGCAGCUCAAGCUUGAUGGGAUGUUGGCCGAUGUACGGGCAAAAGUUCAGGAAGAAACAAGAACGAUUUCUAGUCUUCAAAGUCAAAUUAAAGCUCAAGAAUUAGCGAACGCUCAACAAGAAGAAGAAUAUAAUAAAAUAAAAAGUCAACUAGAUAGUUUAAAAACAGAAGAAACUCAGCUUCAACAAACUUUGCAAAUAGGUCAACAACAGCUUCAUAAUAUCACGAAGCAAGUCGGUGAUGCCGAAAAUGAAAUUGUUAAAGUCAAAGAACAAAUCACUUCUCUCACAGAACAGCAGAAAACUGUUUCAUCGAAUAUAGAGCAAUAUGAUAAAGCUGUAUCUGCAUUAAAAAGCGAGACAGAAACUACAAACGGACUUGGCUCAGAUUUCGAUAACUCGCAAAGUUUCUUCGAUAACAAAGAUGAUCCUUUCAAAUCAUCAGAUCCUUUCGGAGGAUCGGAUAACACUUUUAAAAGUGACCCAUUUGCGGAUACUUCAGCUUUUAGCACGGUUGUAACUCAAUCAGGUAAUACACCCAGUAAUAUAUCUGAUGCAUUUGGCUCUACUUCCACUGUUGAUCAAAAUGAUCCUUUCGGAAGUUCAACAGGAAAACCCGAUACCAAUGAUCCGUUUUCUUCUAAAGAUGAUCCGUUUGCUUCUUCAUCUAAUGCUUUUCAAACACCGUCCUUCGAUAAUGAUCCGUUUGGUGGAUCUGAUCCAUUUUCCUCCUCAACCUCAGCAAGUAGUCCGAAAAAAUCUGAAAAUACGCCUGCGAAACAGAAAGACAUGUUUUCAGUCGAUUUUUCUGAUCCAAAUCCAUCAGUUAGCCUGUUUAAUGAUUCUGAAAACGCCAUAUCCAAUGCCUCAAAAGAUUCUUCAGAUGACCCAUGGGCCGCUUUUGGUGGCCCUUCUGUCGGGGAUAAUACAUCAAACGGCGCUGACCCUUUCGGUAAAGACUCUUUUGUACCAAAUCCAAGCGCGUCUUUUGACGCUUUUGGAAGUAGUUUCGUCCCUGAAAAGAAUACAAAUAACUCGUCGAAAAAUAUAACUGGAAUGUCAGAGAAAGCACAAAUGUCAUGGGCUGCCGAACAAAGUAAGAAAGAGGAAGAGAGGCGAGAAAAAAUGAGAAUACAGGAGCAAAAGGACUUGGAGUAUGCAAUCAAACUAAGUAAAGAAAUAUAAUCAAUCACUAGAACAAUAUAACCGUUGUUAUAUCCUCCAUGGUGCCCAUUCUCUUAUGCUAACUAUUUGAUUUUUUUCACCAUUCCUUUUUAAUAAUAAUUAUAUUAUACUAAUUUGAUUUUGCUGUUUUUGUGAAACAAUUUCACAAUUUAAGGUAAACUAAAUAAUUCUGUGGGUCAUUAUCAGGUAUUGAAUAGUUUGAUAUAGAAAAUGUUAAUAAUCUACAUUAAUCUGGAAUUUGAGUAAUUAAUUACAUAUCGUCAUUUUAAAGUCAACAUAAAUUAUUACUAUAUAUGGAUGUUGCAUGAUCGAGUGGUAUUAUGAAGCAGCAUGUAAGAACACCCUGAUAUAUGAAGUAGACAAUAUUUCUGGAUGGAUUAAUAUAUUGAUCCUCUUUAAUCAACUCGAAACUUCCAGCCAUUUUAGAAACGACUCCCUCCGACUCAGGUUGGUAAAAACUAGAUUCUGACACCAGGUUGAAGAAAUGUAUUCCUAAUCAAACUUCCAACUCCAAACUAAACUUUGACAAUUAACGCUUUUAUCAUGUAGCCCUUCAAAUGUCCAUUGAGAACUCUUAAUAAAUAUUUUUUGAGUUUUUUUUUUAAAUACUGACUUCGAUUAUCACCGCUGAAAGUCUGAAUUUCUGAUUCUGUAGAAUUAGAGAUUGCAGGGGAUUUGAAAUUAUGGCCUCGGCACUAGUAUCAAUAAAAGCAUGCCAAACUCAGACUUAUAAUUCUACAGUGCCAAUUGUUAUGAUUUAUCAGUGAAGUUGGAUAUAAAUAUUUUUAACCCUUUUUCAUUUUUUAAUGUUUCUUUAUAAAUUCCUAGUUUUCACCAUAAUAGUACCUCACUUGAGCGUUUGGGAUAUGGGCUCCCUAUUAAUUUGUUUUAAAAUAAUCAAAAUACUUCAAAUUAAAGAUGGAAAUUUAGAAUACCAAUUUUCCUGACAUAGGCAUCCUCACACCUUAUAAUAUUUGGAACAAAACUAAUAAUCUAUAAAAUAUUUCUAACUAUAAUGUGGAAAAUGAGAAUACUCUGUUGAAAAUUUUUUGAGUUGUGUUUCUGCUAGGAUUUUAAAUUUCAUCCAAUGUACAAUUGCUUCUUGUACUUGCCUGGUCAGAUUUGAAUUCGGUUGAAUAUUUCCAUACAUGUUUCUUUUUCCUUGCUGAUUUAUCAAAACAUUUUCCAGUUCAUUGAAUCCAUUAGUGCCUCAAACCUCGGAAGUUUUAGAUUUCUUUUUUGUCGUAUAAUUAUUGUAAUAUAUGUCCAGGCUGCAUCAUUAAGAUUGGUAUUAUUUACAAUUUCGUUCAACUUCACUAAUGUUAAAAUAGCAGGCCUCUAAGAUAGCUAAUAUGCUACCUAACUAUAUUUGUACAUUUUUGAUGUCCAAACUAAUAUAUCCUUUUAACAAUCCACUUUCUCAUAGUCCACUUUCUUACUUUAAGUGUAUAAACUUGAAUAAAUUAUCACAUUAUAAAGUGAUAUUGUAGUGUAAGUAUGGAAAAACACAAGUCUGCUGUGUAGAAAAGUGACAAAUCAUAAUCAAUUUAUUAGGUUUAGGAGCUUUUCACUGGCACUGAUAAUACUGUUCUUGUUCAUUUCAUGUUGCCUAGUUUUCAAAAUUAAUUUUUGCUUUUUCAAUUUCUUUAAAUUCUAGAUGUCAGUUAUAACUAAUUCUAGAAAUAUAUGAUAUUGUAAAAUAUGAUUUCAAAAUUUCAGUGAAAUCAUUACUGUGUUUAAGAAUUGGAGUAAUGGGUUUGUUAGUGCAGAAAAUUGCAAAAUUAAGUUUGUACAAAAGUGUUGCUUUUGCUGCAUAUUUGAACAAUUUGAAGUAUUCAAACUUCAUAUGUGAAUUUGAUAUCUGCGUUUAAAUUAGAUAUUAGAAAUAAUUGGUAAAUUUGGAGUUUGUUGGUGGUAAUUUUCAAACUGUAUUUCUAUUAGCCAAAGCCCAAAUAUGUUUUUUCUUAAGCAAGUGAUCUCUUUAUUAUGUAGUGGUGACAGGAUCUGUACCCAUAAUCACCUCUCCAAUAUUGUGGAACUUUUCAAACAGCAAACAAAACUUUUCUUCGGCAAACUUAAUAAUUGACAAUCAUUGCAUUACUAAAAGGCUGGAGCAGUUUUCUUUUAUGAUAUAUUUGGUAUAUAUGUGAAAAAUGAUCCGUAUUAGCCGCCUCUGCUGGGUGCUGAAGAGCUACAGUUUUAAAUAAAGGACCGUCGUCUUUCAGUUUAAACUAUAUAUUAUUGCCUGCGAUGCCAUCAUAGUAACCUAGAAUACACUAAUUAUCUUUUGUUCAAUAUGUUUCGAUUGUCCAUUUGAAUUUUUAGCACAAUUAUAUAUAUAAAUAUAUUACUUUGAUUAUUAAUGUACGUUUUUGACUGUUUCAAUGCCAAUAUGUGUGAAUUUGUUGUUUCUGUUUAUACUUGAAGCGAGUUCAUUGUGUAUUUUUGUCACCAUUUAUAUGUCUUAUACUCUUAUUAAGAUACUUUGUGUGUGUGAAUUCUAAUGAAUUUUUUGCAUGGAUAUUUGAAAUGUUAUAAUAUUUAUCCUUUUGCUCUUGGUAAUUUUUUUUAUCACUAAUGUGCACAUAUAUGCUUAGGAAGUAAGACUUUAUUAUUGUUAAAUAAAGUGUUGUUUCUUUCCAGAAAA